ACGGGAACUUGCGCUCUACGUCAUCACUUCUGUAAAAUCUAGCCGUCAGCUUCACGGAGCGAUCCUAUGCUAGAAACAAGGAAUAAACUAAAAACUAAACAGUUACACGGCGCAACGGGUAGAAUGGAGUAUAGCGGUUGUGACCAAAAUGUAUAAGACGACAGGUCGAUAUCAUGGUGGCCUGCAUGAUUUGUAUCAGCGCCUUCCAAGGAUUUUUCACCUCCACUCCGACAUUGGGGACUCGAACAGGACAAAAUGGCGCGGUCUUACUUGUCAUCAUGGGUAGGUUACCCCAUCUCACGUAAGUUGCAGCUUUCCAGACGAUGGCCGUGGAUUCUUCUUGGAUGUCAGCUGUUAUGUGUAUUCCUGUAUCUGCUCUUGUCGACACUCGCAGUCAAGCACAAUUCUGUUGAAGGAGAAACGUGGGCGAAGGGUCAUAGACCUAUAGUUCCAGAGCGCGUGGUUUGGAAUCGAACCUCCAACAAUACCUGGGAGGUGGACUUCCCGCCAGAGCACGUGUGGGGAAAAGAUUCUAUAGCUGUUGUGAAUGAUCCUGCUGGUGGGAAAGAAAAUGUUCUGAGAGUCCACUUCACCAAGAAGCACUACUGGGGUUCUCCAGACAAUCCCGUCGGCGGUGGUUUCCUUUAUCCUCCUAUUCCUCCCGAAACCGCAAUGCUGAUGUCUUUCGACAUCUAUUUCAGCUCUAACUUUGAUUUUUCCAAGGGUGGAAAGCUUCCAGGUUUGUGGGGUGGCAAUGUGGAUGCUUGUGGCAGUGGCAGCUACACCGAAGACUGUUUCACACUUCGCUUCGUCUGGAGAGAAGGGGGUGUAGGAGGGAUUUUCGCCCACUUGCCACGUGACCAAUCACCGGACUUUUGUGACCGCCCUGACGUCAUGUGCGAGACAUCGUGGGGGCUGGGCCUGGGGCGGGGCACUUGGACGUUCAAGAAAUCCAGGUGGCAGAGGAUUUCGAUGUACGUCAAGCUCAACAUACCUGGUCACCAGGACGGAUACAUAAAGGUGUUUGUCGACGACGAGGUGGUGUACGAGGCGAGGGACAUCUCGAUGAGGGUUAAGUACUCUGUCAUGAUAGUCGGAAUGUUCUUCCACACUCUGUCACUGGGCGCCCAUGACUCGGAUCUAGGUGCCACUCAGAGCUGCUACAUGUACUACAGAAAUUUCUUCUUCUCCAGGGACAGGAAACCACCGCCAUUGAGCGCCAGUUGAAGGGAGACAACUGUGAUCUUCUCAUAAAAUGGGAGACAACUUUAACUGUCUAGUCUGAGAAGGGGAAACAACUGUGGAUUUAAAAUAAAAUUUUA
Molecule: messenger RNA, 1322 nt
Organism: Pomacea canaliculata
Lineage: Eukaryota; Metazoa; Mollusca; Gastropoda; Architaenioglossa; Ampullariidae
Exons: 7
Coding region: 256-1227 (323 amino acids)
Source: RefSeq, a predicted model, not a curated record